UCGUAAUGGUUGUUGUUGUAACGCGCCUUACUGUGGUAAUCUCAGCAAACUCCGUGCCAAGCAAUGGAGGCUCAUUUACAAUAAAAUUCCAUGGUUAGUAAGUUAAAUUGUUUUUGAGCGUGUUUUAAAGUUUAAUUAUUAUUGUGUGAUAGUGAAAUUUAAAUCAUCUGUGAACAAUCUUCGAUACAUUAGCAUAGAUCCCUAUUGGCAUGGAGCUAGGAGCGCACUGAUAGUGAUAGUCUAUGAGAUCUUGGUUUCUAUGCAUUGCCUGCCAAAGAAGAACUGAGCCCAAUGUUUCCACACAAUUCUAGUUCACAUGAGAUUUCUACUAAAACAAAUGCCUUCGUACAAAAUUCCAAGGGGGAUGUAGUAGUAUUAGAGGAAAGCAGUCUGAGUGGGGCGCGGGAAGGGGAACGACCAGAGCAUGCUAGGUACUGUGAUAUCAAAUUCAUAAACAGCAGCAUGAUGGCAGCACCUACCAGCCACCCCAAAGCUACCGUCGCCAAUGACUUCAUAACCGUCCUGCCACGCCAAUCUGGUGAGCUCAGCUUUGCCGUUGGAGGUGAGGCCUGCCAGUCAGUGGCUACAGAAACCACAAAAAAUCCAACAAAUAACCUUCUAACCUACGAUAAUAAUAAUAAUUAUAAUAAUAAUAUUAAUAUUAAUAAUAAUAAUAAUAACGAUAAUAUUAAUAUUAACAAUAAUAAUAAUCACAACAAUGCAGAACAUAAUCAUCACAAGUACAGAAAGCAAAACACACCGGGGUCGCUUGGUCAGCUAGGCAGCUCCGCUGAUCAGUCUAAUUUUACGUGUAAACCGUUAAGUGAUAAUAAGGAUAGCUUUAGUGAUAUAAGCAUUAGGGUACUAAAGUUAAGUCUACAUAUAAUUGAUAGAAUGUACGAUGCGCGGUCCACCGCUGGGGUACCUAGCCUAGUUAGGAUACCCAAGUCUGAUCGCCCCCAGCGGCACCCGCGUUUCGUUAAUAUUGUCGACAAUUACUUCUUACUAGGGUCCCGCCUUAAUCAGGGCGACAACAAUAACCUUAAGGCUAAUCUUAGUCUGAUAAGUAAUAAUUAUAAAAAUAAUAAUAAUAGUAAUAUUAAUAUUAAUAAUAAUAAUAAUAACUCAAAGUCUGUGAUAUUGCUCAGCUCAACCAGUUACGGUGACUACUAUCUAAUUGUGACCGGUGAUUGGUUUGCUCGUAAAAAUAAUAAUGACGACGACGACAACAGUGACAAUGAUGUCGAUUAUUUCUUUAAAAUUAUUUUAAUUAAAAACAAUACUUGUUUUAAUGACGGAUAUAAAAUUUUAAUGAAAUUACUAGGCGAUAAGUAUUCCCUUGUUACCAUUAAUGAUAAUAAUAACAACGGGGAAGCCGUCAAGUAUGAGCAGCUCAGUCUGUCAAGCAUUCGACUAGCUAUCAAUGAAAUCAACAACAACAACAACCACUUCAUGACUAUCAACGAUGAUGAUGAUGAUGAUGAAGAUUAUGAUCAAGAUGUGGAUUUUGAAUGGAUUGCUUCCCGGACAUGUGCUCAGAAUAAAACGGCGCGAAAAUACGCCAGUUCUUCCAUUACGCUUAUCGUUUGCAAAAACGAAAUCACCGACCACACUAUUUUUAAAUAUUUUUUGGAUAAUCUCAUUAAAUUUAAACGAGCAAUCACCACUACUGCAACUCCAACAGUUAUAACUUAUAAAUUUAUUUUUAAUGUCACCGUAAGUAAGCUGAUGCAACGCAUAUGUGUUCCAUUAAUGAUUAAGAAUAAUAAGCGUUACGAUAACAACGUUGGUAAUAAUUAUUGUAACUAUAAUUAUAAUUAUGAUUAUGAUUGUAUUGAUGAUGAUGAUGGUGAUGAUGGCGAAAAAGAGAUAAAUAUUACUAACAAUAAUCCAGUUGUUAUCCAAGACAUUGUUAACGUCGCUGUGUGCUACAAGACUAGCUGUGUAAUGACUACUAAUAUUAGUAUGUUAGGGUCUCAAAAUGAUGGUAUUAAUUGUACCGAAGCAACAAUAUUUACUGUUGGUGCUCUUUCAUUUCAGGAUAAUUAUAAGUCUAAUAACAAGCCUCUAAAUGAUAGUUUUAAGAAUAAUAAGUAUCAAGUGUCUGCUAAGGUUGGUCAUGAAUCUAACUAUAUUGUUAAGUCUCUAUCUAAGUCUACGCCGAGCGAUAAGUCUAGUGAUAAGUCUGAUACGUCUCAUCAAGCUCGAUUUGACAAACCUGACGACGACGACAACAACAAUGACGAUCAAGAUGAAGACGAAGAUGAAGAUGAAGAUGGUGAUGAUGAUGAUGAUUACUACGUAAAGUAUGACAAGUGUGUCAGAUCGGACGUCAACAUUCCUACAUUGACUACCUGCGAGCCUACGAUGACGCUUAAUAAUAAUAAUCAAUCAUCAACCGUCACAUCAAAAACAAACAGCGUACCUGUUUCUCGAGAAACCAUAAUCGAGAAUUACUCGAACGAUGAUGAUGAUGCUGAUGAUGAUAAUAAUAAUAAUAUUAAUAUUAAUGAUAAUAAUAAAGAUAAUGACGAUAAUACCAAUAUUACCAAUUCAACAUCAACAACUACUGAUAUUUGUCAAGAUAAUUACAAUGAGGAUGCUGCAGGGUCAUAUACUCGGAAUUGGGCAAGACUGAUCGCUUAUGUUAGAGCUCUCAUUCCUGCUUAUUUAGAGGCGUACAAAAACAACGAGAGCAAAUGCGAAAGCCAACGUAAUCAGCUCAAAAAUGCUCUGCAUCGUCUCUUUGGAGAAUCAUCUUGUGUUUCUUCAUAUCAUAACGAUACUCAAUACGAUCCAAUCAUGGAUUACAAACGUCGAUGGGGAAUAUCGGCUGUUCUAUCGCUUGCUGGUGGAGGAGAAAGCUCACUUAACAGUGGCACUGGUACCAAUUGGGGAUCAACACCAGCCACGACACCCAAUAACAACAAUGCCAAUCAAUCUGGAUGGGGAAGUACACCAGGAAAUGCACCUCCGUCAUCAGCUAAUUGGGGUAACAAUAAUGUUAAUCGAGCUGUUACUGGUAAUUCAAAUCAAAAUCAAAAUCAAGGUCCACCUGUUAACCAAAAUAAUUCUGGUAAUGCCAAUAAAGUUAAUAAUCCAAAUCCUUCGGGUAAUUCACAAACUGGACCACCGACAUCACAACCACCUAAUUCAACUCCGGGUAAUCAGAAUACCGGUCCUUGGCCUCAGGGUAAAGCUAGCAAUCCUGUUAUUCCAGGACAAAAUCAGCCUGCUCAGAAUAAUAAUGGUAAUAAUGUAACACCACAAUCAACAAAUGCCAAUGCUAAUAAUAAUCCAGUGAGUAAUACAACUCCAGGAACAGUUGCUACAACUGUCUCAUCGCCCACCAGCAAUCCUUCAACAAAACAGCAACUCGAACAAUUAAACACCAUGAGAGAAGCACUUUUUAGUCAAGACGGCUGGGGAUGUCAGCAUGUAAAUCAAGAUAUUAAUUGGGAUGUACCCACUUCUCCUGAACCUGCCAUAUCUAAAGACGGUGUACCAAUGUGGAAACCACCAGUUAACAAUGGAACUGAUUUAUGGGAUGCUAAUUUACGUAAUGGUGGUCAACCACAACCAACUCAACAAGCUAAAACUCCCUGGGGACAUACUCCAUCAACAAACAUCGGCGGUACUUGGGGCGAAGAUGACGAGUCUGCAGAUUCAUCAAACAUGUGGACUGGAGCUCCAACUCCCAGUCAACCAAAUACCGCACAGUGGCCUGGUACAAGUGGUAAUAAUCAAACAGGAUCCAGCUGGGGAGAUCCUCGCAUUGAUCCUCGAGAUCCUCGUGAUAUACGCUCAGUAGAUCCACGUGAAAUGCGUGAUCCUCGUGACCAUCGUAUGUCAUUAGAUCCACGUGAUCAUAUACGUGUCCUAGAUCCCAUGACUCGUGAUCCACGAAUGACUGAUAUGCGUGGCGAUCCUCGUGGAAUAUCAGGUCGUCUAAAUGGUGCCAGUGCAGAUGCCAUGUGGGGACAACCACCAGGGCCACCGCAUCAACAAAUGAGCCACCAACAUCCUUCUGGUCCACCAGCUAAAAUGAUAAAUCCGUCUAGUAUGAAUCAAUGGGCAGCACCACCGCCAAAAGAAAUAAUGCCUGGAAAACCAUCAGGAUGGGAAGAGCCUUCACCACCUAGCCAACGACGAAAUGUACCCAAUUAUGACGACGGUACCAGCUUGUGGGGCAAUCCGGUAGCAAAUCAACGACCUAUGCCCAACAGCAAGGUAUCACACUGGAGAGAUUUGCCUUCAAGUAAUUUAGGACGUGGUGGAAUGCAGUGUCCACCUGGAAUGCCACAAAAUCGUAUGCCAGGACAACCAGGUAUGAAACCUGAUGUUGGAGGACCCAUGUGGGGACAUCCUGGUGGUCCCGGUGGCCGCAAUGGCUCAUGGGGCGAUGGACCACAUGACACAUCUAAUUGGGAUGAUCCUAAAACACCUGCUUCGUGGAAUGAACCCCCAAUAAAUCCAGCCAAUUGGGGUGGCCCUUCAGCUCACAAACCAAAAUCCAUGGGACCGAGCGGCAGCUGGGGUGAAAGUGACAUGGAACCAACACCAAGCUGGGGUCAUCCUACCAAGCCAACUCUUACCAAAGAAGUUAUUUGGAACAGCCGAGAAUUCCGUUAUCUCUGCGAUAUGGGAUUCAAGAAGGAAGAUGUUGAAAAUGCUUUGAGAAGCCGUGAUAUGAACAAAGACGAAGCUCAAGACUUAUUGAGCCAAAUACGUUCUACAGAGCAGUGGCGUCGACACGAAACCCCAUCAGGGUACGAUCCUUCCAGCCAGGCCAUGUCUUCAGUCUAUCCUAAAUUCAAUCACGUCGCCCAGCAAAUGUCCUUCCAACCGGGGGCUGGAGUACCUGGCGGUGCGGGAUCCGGCAGCGUAAGUGGUUCGGUGGCCAGUGCAAGUCUUUUGAAGCUCCAGCAGCAACAACAGCAACAAUCGGCAGUUCCAUUGCAGCAACAGCCAAAUGUCAAUCCGCAGCAACCGCCUUUUAACCAGGCAUCGAGAUUACCCCAGAAUCCACCGAGUACACAGCAACUACGUAUGCUAGUCCAGCAGAUCCAACUUGCCGUCCAAGAGGGUUAUCUUAAUCAACAGAUUUUGAAUCAACCACUGGCACCAUCAACACUGAUACUCCUUAAUCAGCUGUUGCAACAGAUAAAAGUACUACAGCAGCUUCAUCAAAAGCACUCUGUUGAAAGCUCACUGAAAGGCAACAGUCAAAUUGUUUUGCAAAUAAGCGUCCAGAUAACAAAAACAAAACAGCAAAUAGCCAAUUUACAGAAUCAAAUAGCUGUACAGCAGGCAACUUACAUGAAACAACAACAGCAGCAGCAGCAACAGCAACAACAACAACAGCAUCAAUCUGCUCCUUCUCAAUCGUCUGAUUACUACAAAACGUCUGUUCAUGAUCCAAUGUCUGUACUUCAAAACAGCUUUAGCGACCUGGCUAUGAACAAAGAGCCGCCAGUGAGUCAACAGCAAUCACGAUUGAACCAGUGGAAGCUUCCGUCACUCGACAAAGACGAUAUAACUGGAAAUGAAUUUUCCCGCGCACCUGGAUCGACAAGUAAACCACCACCGACACCUGGUAGCUUGAGUCAUUCCCACAGUAGCCCAAAUAUGAAUCCGCUGUUGGGACAAAGCGAUGGAACCUGGUCGACCAGAUUAGGAGACAGUGGCUGGCCGGAUGCCGGAAACAAUGACGCAACAGAUGGUAAAGAUUGGCAACCGGGCGGUGCUGCAUUCGCUGAUCUUGUUCCUGAAUUUGAACCUGGCAAGCCGUGGAAGGGGACACAGAUGAAGAAUAUUGAAGAUGAUCCGACAAUUACUCCAGGAUCGGUAGUACGAUCUUUGUCUCUAGCUCCUCUUAAGGAUCCAGAUACAAUAUUCUCAUCAAGUACAAAGACUUCGCCACCACCGCAGCUUCAAAAUGUUGAUACUUCCAUUCCUAGUCUCAGUAAUUCCACGUGGAGUUUCAAUCCUCCUGCGACUACACCAAGUGCAUUCUCUAGCUCUAAAAAUACUUGGACGGACUCCGCGCCACCUCCAACAGCAGUGACCUCAGAGCUUUGGGGUGCUCCAAUGAACAAAGCUCGUCAGGGACCACCACCUGGACUAAGUAGCAAAGGCGCCACCAGCAAUGCCAGCAACGGCUGGGCUGGACUUGGUGGAGUCAGCAGAUCAUCUAGCUCAUGGGGAAUUCAUUCAACUGGUGGAGGCGUAGGCGGUGGCAAUGCUGGUUGGCUUGUCGCUGGCACAUGGCUUUUACUGAAAAAUUUAACUCCACAAAUAGACGGUUCCACCUUGAAGACUCUUUGCAUGCAGCAUGGACCUGUCCAAGAUUUCCGCUUGUACCUGAAUCAUGGAAUUGCUCUCACUAAAUACUCGUCUCGAGAUGAGGCUAGAAAAGCUCAAGGAGCUUUGGAUAAUUGUGUUCUCGGCAAUACGACAAUAUUUGCGGAAUCUCCAGCUGACAACGAGGUUCACACACUUCUGCAGCAAUUGAGUCACGGUGGUCAACAGCAAACAGGUGCCUCUGGCGGCAGUGGCUGGGGUCUGAGACCAUCAAACAAAGCUGGUCCACCACCCGACACUUGGGGCGGCAGCUCAAGUCAACUUUGGGGCGCUCCACCCUCCAGCAAUUCACUUUGGAGCAACUCUGGACUCGACAGCGGUGACGCUCAAAGAACUACUCCAAGUUCACUUAACUCGUAUUUACCCGGAGACUUAUUGGGAGGUGAGUCGAUGUAGAGAGUGUGACUAUCACACGCUCGUAUACUCGACCUGUGAUGUGAAUAAUGCUGAAGCUUAUACUCGGCAAGGAUCCAGAUUAACUACGUUUGAGACUUUAACAACACCAGCUACAUUUAAUCCCUAAUCUUUUACCGGUUCGUUUGACACUUUUUACAUCAAAUAAAUAUUCGUCACUUAUCGAAUAAACUCAACGAUAAUAAUUAGGCAUGAUCAUUUCAAUAUCUAUACAUAUAUAUCUAUGUAUAUAUAUGGCAGUGAGGCAUCUCUGAGUAAUAACGAGCAAAAUGUCGGCAGUUUUUAACUGUCAGCAAAUUUUAUCUCGAUAUGUCAAUUACAUAACUGAUAGUGAUGCGUUUUUUUGGAAUGAGUUACUUAAAAAAAAAAAAUAUAAAAAUAAAAAAAAAAUAUUCUAGGGCCUGUUAUCUCCAGAUACGUCGGGUCGUUAAGAAUUAAUGAACAGCCAAACGAUCUUACUGCGAUAAUGAAUAUUAAAAAGUACUAAUAUUUAUAUUAAAAACAAAAAAAGUGAACAGCAAACAUUUAAAAAAUAUAUAUAUAUACAUACAUAUAUAUAUAAAUUAUUGGCAAUCCGAUCGACAGUUCGGAGACCAUUGAAUAAGGAAUCGAAUUUUUCUUGUACAUUCAAUUCAAGACUAUUUUAAUAAAAGUUUUGAACUGGAUAAUAAACAUUAGCCAUCGUGACUUUGAUGUUAACGACAUACAUGAUAUCCAUUGGGCAUGUUCUUAAUUAUUACCUCAAUUUUUGAAACUACGCACAAUCGCUUUAUGUAUAUAUGUAUAUUACACAGUGGCGAUAUUCAAAUGAAAUAAUAGAACAAAAUAUAAAAUAAUAUUAAAUCAAUAAAUCAAUCAAUUAUAAAUGCCGGUUGAUGUUGAUUGUCGUUAGCAUCGAAUGCAAAGACAAAUCCCAGGCCAAAGGUCUCUGAUCGUUUCGGGGAGUGUUCCAUUUUUGCUGGACAGUUCGAAGACUGCAGCGAGUAUCAAACUUAGACUGUAUCAAUCUAAUCAAAAAAAAAAAAAAAAUAUAAUAAAAAAAAAAAUCUUAAACGAGCAUUGACGUCGCUGCCCGCCGUCCUGCUGAUGAUUAAGACGAUAGGAAAAACGUGGGAAAUAGGAUUAAUUAAAUAAGGAAAAUAUAAAUUUAAUUAAAUAAAUAAUAAUAGUAAUAAUAAUAAUAGUAUAAAUAAUAAUGAUAAUGAUAAUGAAUAUUCAGGCUGGCCGGGCAACGACACAACGAUACCAAAUGUUAUCGCAAUAACGUAAAUUUUAUUCUAUAUUAAAUCUAAAUGCCACCUGUCGUGCCAAUGUCCAGUGUUUCUCUGUACCAAUUAUUAAUGUAGAGUUUAAAACAAUUGACGAAAAAAAAAAAAAAAAAAAUAAAAAAAAAUAUUAAAAAAACAUGAAAAAAAAAAAAAAAAAAAAAAUACUAAACAUAUUAUUAUAGUAAUAAUAAUUAAUAUCGGGUAAGAAAAGAUCACAUUUUAAUUCGAGUCAAGUCGUGGUGGCAUUAAAUACUGGCCGGUAUUAUAACGUUAUGCCUCCUUGUGAUACAAAAAUAAAAAAAAUAAAACGCGGGAACGGUCGAAACAAGAUUAUUUUAAAAAUCUUUAUCCGAUCGUUCACGACGUGAACAAAAUAAAAAAAAAAAAUUAAUAAAAUAUACUAAAAAAUAAUAAUAAGAAUAAUAAUUUUAAAAUAUUAACACUAACAAUAAAAUAAAAAAUGAAAAUUUGGAAAACUCGUACGCGCUUUGAAACGACACGGUGUCGUUUAUAUAUUAACUAGUUUUUCCAACGUCGAGGUACCUGAUGGAGUUAAAACCAAACGACGAGCGAGCAAAAAAAAUCCAACAACAUAAAACACUUUUUAGCCGCGUCAAAAUAAUUACAAUGAAUAAAAAAAAAAAUUUUACUAAUAAAAUAUUCCGUGUUGUUAAUUAACACGACGAGCUUUUCAGAUUUAAAAUUAAAAAAUGAAAAACGAGCAAUUUCAUAGCCAGAAUAUAAAUAAAUUUAUAAAAUAUGAUCAUUAAAAUAGAACAAUCCCAUUUCGAAUCGAAAAGUAAUCAAUCAGUAUAAUAAUAAGCAGAUUAAGUAAUAAAAAGUAUAGUUACGUUUGAAUAAAUAAUAAAAAAACAAACAAAAUAUUUGCGCAAUAAAUAAAAAUAGGUAAACAAAAAAAGUUUAAGAUACGGACAAAUAAAAUGACGCGCGUCUAAUACACAAUUUUAAGUGACACACAUUGAGCUAAAGGAAGAUUCAUAUUUAAAAAAAAAAACUUAAACCUCAUGAUAAUUCUAUAAGCGAAUUUAACUGUAAGAUUUAAUUAAUUAGCCGUUCAAAUCGUAAUAAGGAGAAAUAACGAGAGAUAUGACAAUGAUACACAUACGCCAAUUUCAAUACAACGCCACGACUAAGUUUUAAAAAAAAAAACAUAUAUGUACAUUACAUUUAAAAAAAAACGACAGACUUGCACACAAACGAUGAAAUUUUGUUUUACUUAAUUUAUAGAUCGCGUAUGUGCGUGCAUGUGUAUGAAUGACGUAUGCCAAUGUGUUAAGAAAAAAAAAAUAUGCGUAUUAAAUACUAGGGCCACGGAUAAUUAUAAGUAUAAAAUGAAUAAUAAUAAUUAUUAUUAUUAAUGGAGAGUUUCACGAAUUACCUUUUCAUUCCCAGCGGAAUAUACCAAUUUUAUAAUUUUAUUUUUUUGUUUUUAAUAAUUAUUUUUAUUUUUAGUAAUUAAUUUUUUUUCUUUUGUCGUCAUUUAAUUUAAAUCGACUAGCGCCCUAUUUUAUUCUACGAACGUAGACUUUAAGCUACUACCUAAGUGUUUUAACGAUAUUUAAUAAAUAAUUAAAUAUAUAUAUAUAUUAUAUAGAUAUUAUAGUUGCCCGGUCAGACCGUGAAUGGGAUAAAAAAAAUAAUAUAUAGAUAUAUAAUAUAAAUAUAUCAAACUACUCUUUGAAAUAAUAUAAAAUAUAAAAAUAGUCAGAUCAGAAGUUGAAUAAUAUAAGCCUAUGUGUUUAUGUGGCAUUUAGCUUCCGAUACUCGUGUCGGUAUCCGCGGGAUUGUGUUCGUCAAGUCGUCAAGUAUUAAAACUACUUUACGCGAGACUCGUCAGGGUGAAAAUAGCACUAAAUUACAGGACAAAAUAAAAAAAAAAAAAUAAAUAAAUAAUUAAUCAGAGCCAGGUGAAUUUUUAAAUUAAAAAAAAAAAAGUAUUUACAUACCGCGAAUGUCGCGUUAAUAAAACUAUAAUAUUUAUUAUUAAUUGAAGGAAUCAAAGACGAAAUGGUGAAACUUUCUCAGAGUAGUAGAAAGAUAUUUGUUGUGAUAAUAUUGAAUUUAGGCACUUAGGAUUUCUUCUAUUCUGACGAAUCAAUCUAUAUGACUGUUCGUUAACGUCGUGUAGAUCGAUAAUAAUUAUUAAUUAAUCUAAUUAAUAUAUUAAUAAUAAUAUUAAUAAUAAUAAUAAUUGGAGGUCUGGAAUAUUUAAAAUUAAUAAAAUAAUUAAGAGAGAUAGAAGAUGAGGGAGGGGAGGAAAAAUAGCCUUUUAUAUCAUCCACGUAACAGGCGAAAAAUUUUGAGAGGACACUUAGUUAAAUAUUUAAACACACACACUUAUAAAAUAAUAAAAUAAAUAAAUAAUACAAUAAUUUAGACGUAAACGCGCUUGUGCGCACGUAGUCCCCCCGAUCAACUUUGUGUACACGUAUAAAUAAAAUAUAAUUUUAGUACUGAUAGGACUUUAAAUAAUAAAUAUAAAGUACUACGAUUUUUAAUAUUAAUAUAUAUUACAUAUAUAUAUUUAUGGAGAGCUAUUAGCCUAUCUUACACAUAUAUUUAACAAUAAAAAUAAAUAAAUAAAAUAGCGCUUAGUCAGUUAGUGGAGAGACGAUGCCGUUUAUCAAUUAAUAUUCUGAGAUAAUUUAAAAUGUAUGUGGCAAAUUAGGCACACGAUAUUUAUAACACCGAGAGCUUGUAAUACUAUCACUCAUAUUUAUUAUAUUAAUAAUAUAUAUGCAAGUUAAUAAUUUGCGGAUCUAGAUAUAGAUAUACAUUUUCGUGUAUGGAUUUAAUAAUCGAAGAAUCAAAACAUCAAUCAUCGCCACUGUCGCUCUUUCUUUAUAGAAAUUAUGACAUUUAUAAUAUAUUAUUAUUAUUAUUAAUAUGUAAAUUUUAAAAUACAUUAUUAUAUAUGUAUUUUAUGCGAGUGCAUCAAAAAUACGUCGCGCACAACAUUUGCUGCUCGUCCACUACUUUUUAAGGAUCAAUGUCUUUCCUAUUAUUACUACUAUUAUUAUUAUUAUUAUUAUUAUUAUUAUUAUUAUUAUUAUUACUAUUACUAUUAUAAUAUUAUUGCUUGCUCUCUCUCUCUCUAUCUCUCUCCUUUCAUCGCGCUCUCAAUUUAAAUAAUCCAGUAUUAUCGUCACUGGAAAUUCGUCUUUUAAAUUAAUUGAUAAAUAAUGAUAAUAAAAAAAAAUGUUUUAAUUGAAAUACUUAAAUAAAAUUAACGUGCCUAUCUCCCUGGAGCCGCGAAAACUACUCGCCAACAACGAUGCGGAUACAAUCAUGACAAUUUUUCUGACGCUCGGACAGUGUCAGUAAAUAUGAAUUUUCAUUUUUUGAAUUUUUU
Messenger RNA from Microplitis mediator, 11418 nucleotides. It is a transcript of the gene gw, whose product is annotated as trinucleotide repeat-containing gene 6C protein. Gene Ontology annotation, cellular component: nucleoplasm; P-body. Gene Ontology annotation, biological process: positive regulation of nuclear-transcribed mRNA poly(A) tail shortening; miRNA-mediated gene silencing by inhibition of translation. The coding region runs from base 292 to 6759 and encodes 2155 amino acids. Lineage: Eukaryota; Metazoa; Arthropoda; Insecta; Hymenoptera; Braconidae. The transcript is spliced from 11 exons. Gene Ontology annotation, molecular function: protein binding; RNA binding. The record is from RefSeq and is a predicted model, not a curated record.